Messenger RNA from Calliphora vicina (urban bluebottle blowfly), 2096 nucleotides. It is a transcript of the gene hyx, whose product is annotated as cell division cycle 73 hyrax. The record is from RefSeq and is a predicted model, not a curated record. Bases 248 to 1831 code for a protein of 527 amino acids. Gene Ontology annotation, biological process: positive regulation of transcription elongation by RNA polymerase II; transcription elongation by RNA polymerase II. Gene Ontology annotation, cellular component: Cdc73/Paf1 complex. NCBI's taxonomy places the organism in Eukaryota, Metazoa, Arthropoda, Insecta, Diptera, Calliphoridae. The transcript has 7 exons. Gene Ontology annotation, molecular function: RNA polymerase II complex binding.
AAACAGGGAUGUACAACAUCCACACGUUGACGGCUGUUGUCAAACGAAAAAUAAAAAAAUUAGCAAGUGCAUCUUCCAAAAGAAAAAGUUUAUGAAAAACGUAAUAAUUUUGUAAUUAUAUAGUGAAAUAACAAGAAAACUUUGUGAGCUAAAUAUUGCUUAUUAAAUAAACAAGUUAUUAAUGUGAGAAAAAGUUAAAAUAUUGGAAAAUUUCAAAGGAUUUGUAAAGAAAUAAAUUUUGUAAAAAAUGGCGGAUCCUUUAAGUUUGUUGCGGCAAUAUAAUAUAAACAAACGAGAUAUUAUAGAACGGGAUGGACAAAUUAUUUUCGGUGAAUUUUCCUGGCCGAAAAAUGUUAAAACAAAUUAUCUAAAAUAUGGCUCCGGCAAAAAGGGUGCUCCCCGCGAAUAUUAUACACUAGAGUGUUUGUUAUAUCUGCUGAAAAAUGUUAUGCUUCAGCAUUCGGUAUAUGUUAGGCAGUGCGCCGACGAAGAUAUACCCGCCGUACAUCGUCCCGAUCGUAGGGAACUAUUGGCCUAUCUUAAUGGCGAGACCACAACUGUACCCAGCAUUGAUAAAAGCGCUCCCUUGGAAAUACCCACUCAAGUAAAGAGGCCAGCCGAUGGCGACACAGCAGGUGGAGAAUCAAAUGCUAAAAAGGCCCGCUUUGAGGAAACCCAAGUACAAAAGGUCAGAGAACAGUUGGCGGCUCGUUGGGAUGUCAACAAAAAAGAGGCCACUGUCAAUAUGGAUAAUAUUAAAUCAUUGUCCGAGACUAUGUCGGUGGAAAAAAUUGCUGCCAUUAAGGCAAAACGUUUGGCCAACAAGAGAACAACUAUUAAACGCACUGACAAUGAAGAUGCCAUGGCCACUGACUUGAGGGCUAUAUUGGAUUUUGAUGUAGACUCCACCAAGGACAUAAUAAGUCGUGAGCGUCAAUGGCGUACAAGAACCACUAUACUGCAAAGUACUGGUAAAAUAUUUGCCAAAAAUAUAUUUGCCAUCUUACAGGGCAUAAAGGCUAGAGAAGAGGGCCGUAAUAGACCCAUACAACAAAAUCCCAUUAAAAUGCCAGAGCCGGCUAGAAUUAAUAAACCUCAGCCACAACUUACACAAUAUAAUCGUUACGAUCAGGAAAGAUUUAAUAGACAAAAAGAAGAAACCGAGGGCUUCAAAAUCGAUACUAUGGGUACUUAUCAUGGUAUGUCCCUGAAAUCUGUGACAGAAGGAUCUCAAGCUCAACGAAAGGCUCAAAUGGCACCACAACAGCCAGGUCGUCCCAAGGAAUUAAUACCAGCGGCUCAGGCUCGUCAAGUGGCACCAACGCCUCAGAAACGUACCUCUCGAACUCCCAUUAUUAUCAUACCUUCUGCCAACACUAGCCUUAUAACAAUGUACAAUGUUAAGGAUCUAUUGCAGGAUAUGAAAUUUGUCAGUACGGAGGAAAAGAAACGAGCUGGUAGUGCCAGAGACAAUGAAGUACUCUUGCAGCGCAAGAAACAAAACAUGACAGUCCCCUAUCGUGUUAUAGAUAAUCCGCAGAAACUAAAUGCUCAGGACUGGCAGCGUGUGGUGGCUGUAUUUGUUAUGGGACCUGCUUGGCAAUUUAAAGGAUGGCCUUGGGAUGGCAAUCCUGUAGAAAUCUUUGCCAAAAUAUCUGCUUUCCAUUUGCGCUUUUCGGAAUUAAAACUUGAUGCUAAUGUAGCCAAAUGGUCGGUAACAUUGUUAAAUCUUUCACAAAAUAAACGGCAUUUAGAUCGUGCAGUAUUAAUGACAUUUUGGGAAACUCUAGACAAAUACAUGGCAAAAUACAAACCCGAUUUAAGAUAUUGAACAUGGCCUAUCUUUCUUGUUGAUUUCGUUAAAUCAUGCAUAUUUUUAUGAACUACACAUGAAAGACCAUUUUUAUAUUAUAUUUAUAAAUAGUCAUAUUUGUUCUGUAAUUCUUUUAGAUUAGUUGUUUGAUAAAGAAAUCCCAUUUUUAGUUUAGUUCUUGCAAAAGAAUAUCAAGUUUUUCCCCCAUCCCAUAAUAACUAAAACAUAAAAUUGUGUUUUAAUGAAUUAACGUUUUUUGUAAAAAUAAAACAAGCCCAUAAAA